UUUUAAUUUAUUUGCCUAACUGUUUUUCCUUAAAAUUAAAUUACAUUUCUACAUGUAAAGAGAGAGAGACAGAAAGAGGUGCCUGGGGGAUCUGUAGCCUCCAUCCCCCACUGGCAACAGCUUUAGGUUUAAUCUGUUCAUAGGCGAUCAAAGGCUGCAACUUUCUGGAAUUUUGAGAAUUAGGAGGCUUUGAAUCUGAUAGUAGAAAAUGGGGGUUAUGUCCAGACGGGUUCUUCCUGUCUGUGGUAGUAUCUGCAUUUUUUGCCCGUCUUUGCGAGCGAGGUCAAGACAGCCAGUAAAAAGAUAUAAGAAGCUUCUUGCAGAUAUAUUUCCUCGAAAUCAGGAAAUUGAGCCGAAUGACAGGAAGAUUGGGAAGCUUUGUGAAUACGUAUCAAAGAACCCAUUAAGGGUCCCUAAGAUAACUGAAUACUUGGAACAGCGAUUUUACAAGGAUUUACGGAAUGAGAAUGUAGGAUCAGCGAAGGUUGUCCUGUGCGUAUACAGGAAAUUUUUAUCUUCAUGUAAGGAGCAGAUGCCACUAUUUGCGUGCAGCUUAUUAGGCAUCAUUCGAACUCUUUUAGAUCAAACCUCUCGGGAGGAAAUGCAAAUAUUGGGCUGCAAUGCCCUUGUCGACUUCUUAAAUAUCCAGGUGGGGAGCACAUAUAUAUUCAACAUAGAAGGCCUUGUCCCCAAACUUUGUCAACUAGCUCAAGAAGUUGGGGAUGAUGAUAGAUUUUUAUGUCUGCGGGCAGCUGGAUUGCAAGCACUUUCUUCAAUGGUGCGGUUUAUGGGUGAGCAGUCCCACAUUCCAAUGGAAUUUGACAAAAUCAUAUCAGCAACUUUAGAGAAUUUUUCGGAAACUCAAAUUAUGCCAAUGAAUGGCAAGCUAGACAGAAUUAUUUGUCACAGUUCAGAUUGUUGUAGUCGGGUUUCAACAAACUCAGACAAUAAAGAGCUGUCAACUGCAAAUCAAAGCUCUGAUGCCUCUUUUUCAAUGGACCUAGGCAGCAUCAAGCAACAACUAGAACCACCAGUUGAUGCUUCAAAAAGUCCUUCUUAUUGGUCUAAAGUUUGCCUAUAUAACAUGGCUGGCUUAGCCAAGGAAGCUACAACCAUCAGGCGUGUGCUUGAGCCCUUUUUCCAUAACUUUGAUUCAGAAGAUUACUGGUCUCCUGAGAGGGGGCUUGCCGCGUCUGUCUUGAUGUAUAUGCAAGUGGUGUUGGAAGAUUCAGCUUUAGAAAACUCCCAUUUGUUACUUUCCAUCAUGGUGAAGCACUUGGAUCACAAAAAUGUUGCCAAACAGCCUCUUAAACAAAUCAGUAUUAUUCAUGUCAUUAGACAACUUGCUCAAAAUGUUAAGGAACAGGUUUCAGUUGCUUUAACGGGUGCAUUAACUGACCUACUGAAACAUUUACGCAAGUGCAUGCAAUAUUCAGCAGAAACUUCUAGCUCUGGCAGUGGUGCAGAUAAAUUAAAUUCAGAUCUUCAAUCAGCGUUAGAAAAUUGUAUCUUUCAGCUGUCAAGUAAGGUUGGAGAUGUUGGCCCCAUUCUUGAUCUGAUGGCCGGGGUACUUGAGAAUGCCCCAAAUAACAAUAUUAUUGCCAGAACAACCAUCUUUUCUGUUUAUCGCACUGCUCAGAUAAUUUCAUCCCUACCUAAUGUAUCAUAUCACAAAAAGACAUUUCCUGAUGCUUUAUUUCACCAACUGCUUAUAGCCAUGGGCCACCCAGAUUAUGAAACUCGGAUUUGUGCACACUGUAUCUUGUCCACUGUGCUUAUCCCGUCUUUGAUAUGCCCAUGGUCAGACCAAAAAGAACUGGCUUCGCUGAAUAGUUUGGGGCAGUCAUCCAUCUUCUCAUCAUUGAAAGAAAAUAGUGGAAGAUUUUCCAUUCCUGAGGAAGAUGAAGAGACAGUACAACCCACAGGUACAAUGGAAGAAAGCCAGAGAUGGAAUGAUGUGAAACAAUCUCUAGUCUGUCGAUCACAUAGUAAAUCAUACAGCUUUAAGAGUGCUUUGACCAAUGGAAAAAUGGAGCUUUCUUCACUUAGAUUGAGUAGUCAUCAAGUCAGUCUAUUGCUUUCAUCUAUCUGGGUUCAGGCAAUUUCUAGAGAAAAUACCCCUUCCAAUUUUGAAGCAAUGGCCCACACUUACAAUAUUGCUUUGCUAUUAACCCGGACCAAGACUUCCAGUCACAUGGCUCUGGUUAGGUGCUUCCAGCUAGCAUUUUCUCUUAGAAGCAUAUCCCUUGAUCAAGAAGGAGGUCUACAACCAUCUCGACGAAGAUCUCUCUUCACCAUGGCAUCUUGCAUGCUUAUAUUUUCAGCAAGAGCAGGCAGUCUUCCAGAGCUGAUCCCUAUUGUUAAAUCUUCUUUGACGGAUAUAACUGUUGAUCCUUAUCUUGAGUUGGUUGACAAUAUCAGACUUCAAGCAGUUAUUCGGAAUCCAGUUGAUGGCGGAAAGAUGUAUGGAUCAGAUGAAGAUGAUUUAGCUGCAUUGAAGUCUCUUUCAGCGAUGGAAUCAGAUGAACUGCAGUUGAAAGAAACUGUCAUAUCUCACUUGAUGUCUAAAUUUGAGAAGUUAUCAGAGGACGAAUUAUCUGGCAUCAAGAAGCAACUUUUACAGGGAUUUUCACCUGACGAAUCAUAUCCUUUGGGGGCUCCACUAUUCAUGGAGACACCACAACCAUGUUCCCCGCUUGCACAGCUGGACUUCCAAUCUUUCGAUGAGGUGGAGGAUACUACAUUGUUUGAUGAAGCCGUACCUGAUGGCAAUGGAAGUCAAUCUGGUCGUAAAACAUCAACUUCUUCCAACUCACUCGACAUUCUUAAUGUGAACCAGCUUCUUGAAUCGGUGUUGGAAACAGCCCAACAAGUGGCUAGCUUACCUGCUUCUACCAGCCUUAUAUCUUAUGACCAAGUGAAAGACCAAUGUGAGGCCCUUGUCACAGGUAAGCAUCAGAAGAUGUCAGUACUCCAAAGUUUCAAGCAGCAACAGGAAGCAAAAGCUAUUGUUCUUGCCAGUGACACAUCAUUAAAGACGGCAGCAAAUACAGACACGCCUAUGAGGGAAUCGGAACCUAGUCUGGAUUCGAUAGGCAAAGAACUGAUUCAACGCCAUGAUCAUCUUUAUCCUUGCUCAUUGGAGUAUGGAUAUCAGUCUUUUAGAUUACCACCUGCAAGCCCCUACGACAAGUUUUUGAAAGCAGCCGGAUGCUGAGUUGAACAGAUUAAGUCUUGUGUAUUUCAUGUAUGUAAUAGCAUAAUAAUCAAUUUUUUUUUCUUUAGUUUUCUUAUUGGGCCUUUAUGGGUUUUCCACAAGUGGUCAAUUUUUUCAUUCUUUUGUAAUGGAAAGUUGUGUUACAUAGUGUAUAAGUUAUUUAUGAAAGUUUUUGGCUGGUGAAGUCAUGAAGAA
This is a messenger RNA of Beta vulgaris subsp. vulgaris (sugar beet), 3412 nucleotides long. RefSeq lists its product as hypothetical. NCBI's taxonomy places the organism in Eukaryota, Viridiplantae, Streptophyta, Magnoliopsida, Caryophyllales, Amaranthaceae. Bases 209 to 3217 code for a protein of 1002 amino acids. The record is from RefSeq and is a predicted model, not a curated record. The transcript is spliced from 21 exons.